This is a messenger RNA of Thalassophryne amazonica, 1796 nucleotides long. Its product is annotated as carboxyl-terminal PDZ ligand of neuronal nitric oxide synthase protein-like. The record is from RefSeq and is a predicted model, not a curated record. Lineage: Eukaryota; Metazoa; Chordata; Actinopteri; Batrachoidiformes; Batrachoididae. Gene Ontology annotation, molecular function: nitric-oxide synthase binding. The transcript has 10 exons. Bases 164 to 1711 code for a protein of 515 amino acids.
CACGCGGCGAUCAGCCAUCGCAUUGGGAUCUAUCGAUCGAUCGAUACGUCCGACCAACCGAUGACUUCCGGAGUGACGCGUCCGCGCAGCGUGAGCGCGCGCUUUGCGCAUACAUGCACGUUGGCAGCGGCGUCGUCAAACAAGCGUGGGCGCGUUUAAAGCCAUGCCAGGCAUCACAAAGUAUAAUUUAGUGGACGACGCGCACGAUCUGAGGAUCCCCAUGCACAACGAGGAGGUGUUCAAACAUGGGGUGUGCUUCGAGGCAAAGUACAUCGGCAGUUUGGAGGUGGGGCGGCCGGGCAGCAGGAUGGAGAUAGUCGCCGCAAUGAGGAGAAUAAGAUAUGAAUUUAAACUGAAGAAUGUCAAGAAAAAGAAGGUCAACAUUGUUGUAUCAACUGACUGUGUCAAAGUGAUUAUGCGCAAAAGGAAAAAGAGAAAAGGAUGGUCGUGGGAUGAGAAUACAGUCGUGGUGACACAGGACCCAAUCGACAGGAUAUUCUACGUCUCACAUGAUGCCCAAGACCUUAAGAUCUUCAGUUAUAUCGCAAGAGACGGACAGAGCAGUGUUUUCCGCUGCAAUGUGUUCAAGUCCAAGAGGAAGUCUCAAGCCAUGAGGAUUGUGCGGACAGUGGGACAGGCGUUUGACGUGUGUCACCAGCUGAACCAAGAGCAGAAAAUCGAUGACCAGGAUGAUGAAGAGGGGAAGGCAGAGGAAUCUGUGGCAGUUCCAGCUAAGAAGAGGUUUGCCCUUUCAGAGGAGACUGACCUUGAGGCCACGACAGAGGAGAGUAUUGAGUGUGCUUCCUCAUCAGACCCGGAGAGGAGCAAAAGGGACGGUGCCCUCGGGAGUGACGGCAAGAUAUCCCAGAACCCAUCUCUCCUGCUGAGCUCGCCCAUCCUCGGAGCCUCAGUGUCUAGUCAGGCAGCCGCUGACCCAACGUGCUCCACGGAGCACCAUGUCCAACUCCUCCAGAAACAACUGCAGCAGCAGGAACAGCAGGCACUGGCAGCCUUGGCACAGGUGUAUGUGCUCCAGGAGCAGCUGUCUGUGGAGGCGUGUGCACGGGCCGAGGCUCAGGCUAGGGUGCAGAAGCUGCUGCAGCAGAACACGGACCUGUUGCAGCACAUUUCACUGCUGGUAAAACAAAUCCAGGAGCUGGAGCUCAGAUCUGCUGGCCAGUUAGUGUCUAUGGGAUCCCAGGACAGUCUUCUGGAAAUCACUUUCCGCGCCAAACCCCCCAGUGCAUUCCGAGAACCAUUCAUCCCAACAUCGUCAUCGGCUCCCUUGGCUGAUCAGCCACAAACCCAGAUGAGUAACAACACCUGGGUCUUCCCCCUUCCCCGCUCUCCUGGGACUACAGUCACUGAUGCCAGUCCUCUGGGGCUCAGCAGCAGUGCAGUACGUCUACAGUGUUUCCGGUUCUCCUCUCGGGGGCUAGAAAACCAGGGCCAAGACCCAGCCGAGACUCCUAGCGAUGGAGUACUGGAUGAGAGUUCAGUCCUGGGGGAGCAAGUUCUGGGAGCACUGGAAUUGCUUCGGUUCAGGGAAUCUGGAAUCGGAUCAGAGUACGAAUCAAACACAGAUGAGAGCGAUGACCGGGAAAGCCUGGGGCAGGUUGAGCCAGCGGGGCCAGAUGGUGGUGCUCGUCUCUUAAAUGUGCUGAAUUCAGAGAGUCUGCCAGACUGCUUAGGGGAUGAGAUGGCUGUGUAAUCAUGCUCUUCAAGCUGCACCAGGUAGUAUAUUUGAAGAAACCAUCUAAAGUCUGAAAGACUUAAAAUACCACAUCACAGUUGUA